Molecule: messenger RNA, 6598 nt
Organism: Notolabrus celidotus (New Zealand spotty)
Lineage: Eukaryota; Metazoa; Chordata; Actinopteri; Labriformes; Labridae
Product: brain mitochondrial carrier protein 1-like
Exons: 9
Coding region: 241-1083 (280 amino acids)
Biological process (GO): transmembrane transport
Source: RefSeq, a predicted model, not a curated record
CGUUAAUGUGGUACACGAAAAAGAAGCUUGUUUCUGGUUUAUAUAUGCCGUUAACUGAGAUGAGAAGCUAACCGGAGCUAACAGCAGGGAAGAAGUUUUCUGUUUGCACUUCGAAGGAAUCAAGACCUAUGGUCAAGACACAUGAAUGUCAUGGAAAACAAAGUGAAAUAGCCAGCCGCGGAUUGUAUUGACACCACAGCGGGGCUGCAGCAGGUGGAAGCGGCCGCCGCAGCCACGGAGAUGGCCAACUUAAACUGGAAGCCGUUCAUCUACGGAGGGAUGGCCUCGAUUGUCGCAGAAUUCGGGACGUUUCCCAUCGACCUGACGAAGACCAGGCUACAGGUGCAGGGUCAGUCCCAGUACACAGAGGUGAGAUACAAAGGGAUGUUCCAUGCUCUCUUCAGGAUCGGCAAAGAGGAAGGCAUCCGGGCGCUAUACUCUGGGAUCUCUCCUGCUUUGUUGAGACAAGCGUCUUACGGGACAAUCAAAAUAGGAACCUACAACUCUCUGAAGAGGCUGUUUGUCGCUCAUCCAGAAGAUGAGACGAUGGUCAUCAACGUCUUCUGUGGCGUCGUGUCUGGAGUCCUGUCCUCCUCUCUGGCCAACCCCACAGACGUCCUGAAGAUCAGGAUGCAAGCGCAGGGCAGUCUGCUCCAAGGCAGCAUGAUGUCCAACUUCAUGAACAUCUACCAGACCGAGGGAACCAAAGGGCUGUGGAGAGGUGUCAUACCCACAGCACAGCGAGCAGCCAUUGUUGUUGGGGUGGAGCUUCCUGUCUAUGACAUCACCAAGAAGCACCUUCUUCGCUCAGGCGUCAUGGGAGACACCAUUUUGACUCAUUUCAUUUCCAGUUUUACGUGCGGAUUAGCAGGAGCUCUGGCCUCCAACCCUGUAGACGUGGUUCGGACCCGGAUGAUGAACCAGCGAGUUAUGUCGGGGGGCCCCAUGUACAAAGGAACACUGGACGGAGUGAUGCAGACGUGGAAGAAUGAGGGUUUCUUCGCUCUCUAUAAGGAUUCUGGCCAAACUGGCUCAGACUUGGGCCAUGGAACAUCAUCUUCUUCAUCACCUUUGAGCAGCUGAAGAAGCUCCCGUUUUAAAGCCAGCAGGGUUUGGGACUUCACUGGUCUGUCGGACUGCGUCAGGGCUCAAACGGGGCAGAGGACACGGCAGCACCUGGAGAUCUGGCACCAGUAUAAUCACACUCCUUCAGAUCUAUACCAAUGAUACAGUCAAGUAUCAGCCAUCCACUCAUGCUCAUCCAAAUCUUACGUUGAUCUGCAAAGUCUCGAUUUAUUUAUUGUCACUGUUUCUUUUUGAAGGACACUUUUAGAGACUCUAACCCUCAGCCUCCCUCGACACUCCCCGGGCAGCUAAAUGUUCGCUUGUAGCAAAGAUUGAACUUUGGAAGAAUAGUUAGUGUUUUCUUUCUUACUUGAGCCUCCAGGUAAAACAGGAGUUCACCAGUGGAUGUGGUGAGUUUAACUUUUAGCCUCUUUUGAGGAAGACAUUUCUGAUUGUUUGCUCAGGUUCCUGUACAGAUCUGGAGAAAAACACCAGAAAUUAAUUUAUUUUUAAUAAGAAUAGGAGUCGCUGAAUGUCACGUGAGGCGUGCAUGGCUACGCAGUUUGUGAAGUUUUUAAAAAGAAGGUACAGAAAACUAAAUUUUAAAACGAACGACGAGUCAGAAACCUGCUGUUUUUAUUUUGUUGGUGCUGCAUGAUAAGUAUUGAAUGUUGAGGAAUGGUAUUGAAGUUAAAAAAAACCUGACUGUUACAGAUUGUUAAAGUAAAAGAACGGUCAGACACGAGGAGUCCUCCACACUCCAUAGUUAAUCUCUUUAGUGGCAAUCACUGCAUUAAAAAUAGACAUGACAGUAAUUUGUUAAGUGUAUUAAGAUGUCAGAAAAUUCGUCAAGAGGCUUCCCAAAAUCUUAGUGCAGUGGAUAACUUUCUGUUUUUAAGUCGGUCAUUUGCAGGAUAAUCUCUUGAAGCGUCUCAACUUUGUUUUAAUUCGAAGCAGAGGAAAAUUGCUCCUGAAGUUUACAUUUCAAGUUACAUAUUUAAACACAAACAAUCCAAACCAAAGCAUCUGACGACACAAAGGAGACGCAACCAAAACAAGAUUUUUUUAAAUUUUAUUUAUUUUCAUUUAAAAGACAUUCAAACAGGUCAGUCACUCAGAGGAGGGUGUGUUUUUUUUUUAAUUCUUGCUUCGUUGACUUCAUUUUUUUUUUUGCACCUCCACUUCUGUAAUAACAAGAGCAAAUGUGUUACAAGCAAAAUCAUCUUCCAUAAACUUAAACGAAACAAUCCAGUACAGACUUAAUCACACUCAAAAGUGGAUGUAGUUUAUCCCACGCAUGUCCUGGUGCACAUAUGAAAAUUUGUUGCACUCCCUUUUUUUUUCGCUUGUUAUUUUUUAAGGAAAAGCCAUUGCAGAAAUUGAGAAGUUGCAGCUGUUUGUAGAUAGAACGUUUAACAAAGGGGCUAUUGUGCCAAAAGUGUUUUCUCCAAACUGGGUGAAAUUAUUCUUUGCACAACAUGGAUUUACACUGAGCUACUUUGAGACUGUAAAAUUCGGUGUGUGGGAGAAACACUUGUGUAGGGCUGGGCGAUGCGGCAAAGAUCUCAUCAUUUUCAUUCUUAUAUUUAUAUUCAAGAUUUAUACUUUGAUAGCUGUACCAGUUACUGCCUGAAAGUCACCCUUUAAAGUAUGGGUCAUUGAGAGUGGUCGAAACACUGGAUGACGUAUUUCCAUGUUAAAAAUCUUUCUACACUGAUGAUCCUUUGGUGUUUAUAUUUUGCCAGGCUUUUACUGGAAACCGUAUCUUUGACUUUCAGAAAUCAAUGUUUCUAGAUUUCAUUUCCAGAAUUUUAAAUUCUAUGUCUAGUUUGAUUACAGGAACACUGCAAAAACUCCAAACUACUGUAAGCAAGUGCUUUUUGUCUUGUUCAUGAUCAGAGUCACAAAGAAAUACACUGAGGUUUCUGUAAAUACAAAUCAGCAAUGUUCCUGGCAGGGCGACCUUGAAACUGAUGAACUAACUGCAAACAUGUUAUCGUUUUCUUUAUUUUCCUUGAUUUAUUGAUUCAUUGUCCAGCCCUACAUAAAACAGACCUUUUUAUGUAAAAACAUAGAUAAUUUUAAUCAUUUAUGGGAAACAUUGACUGUAUAUAGAUAUGGACGACAUGCCUCCAUCUUCUUCCACUGUAAAAAAAACGAAGCCAAACUGCUGCUGUGUCAAGAUAAGCACAGAAGUGAUGUGGCUGGUGGAGUUGCAGCCCUUCCACCAAUCAUUACAGUCCUCUAACUCACUGAUAAAAUGCCAGACAUUCACCUGCACAUUUCUACUUUCUGUGAGUCAAUAUGAUGUUUUAAUAUUUAAGGUAGUUCUUGUCAGAUUUGUUUUUUACUUUUUAUUUAUUAUUAUCUCUCAAAAUCUUCCAAACCAGGCGGCACUUUUUUGUUGCAUCUUAAAUUUCCUUUGUCUUCUGUAGCUUUCAUUUUGAACCACACACUGGAAACAUGGUGUUAUUAUGGUUUGAACACCUUCAGUUAAACAUUCAUACUGCUGUAGACACUCCUGUUUUUCUGUACUGUAGUAAAAUUUUAAAGUAUACACCAGCUUGGCUCCAACUGGAUCAUACUUUAUUUUUCACAUCUGCGCAUCCUUGUUGAAUUAGUUUGCUGUCCUUCAUGCAUUGUCUGCUAGAAGCUUUGGGAUUUUUGAAACUCAGAUUUUCCCCCUCGACUGGCGCCCGUUUGGCCGAGUGGUUAUGUUCCCCAUGUACAGGGGCUACAGCAAAACACAUAUACAUUUAAUAAAGGACACAUCGAAAAUUGCAUUAGUGACCAACACAGCUGCAGAAAUCUUACAAAACCUGUCCUGACCGGCUGGCUUUCCAGAUUUAAACCAAUUUCAAUGAAGAAAGUCAGAAUUAGCAACACCUGUGCAACGUCAGACAAUUUUUUUUUUUUUUAAACCAAAAGCACCUUCAAUAGUUGGUUUGUUACAACCAAAUUCCAUCAGAUCUGUGUCCGGUCCAUCAUGGCACCAGAAUUGAUAGGUUUUCGUUCCAGUCAAUGUAUUAACUUUCACUGGAUCCGCUCCGUUGGGUUCCGGCUGCGUCUCUGAUCCAGCAAGCCGGAGCCCUCCAGAUCAGAUGUGCAAGGUUUCUAUUUCUGCCGGAUGCCGCAGCACAAUGCAUCAAUCUCAACAGAGCAGAUCAAGCAGGACAGGAAGUCAGGCACCAAAACAAAAUUAAAAAAACAUCCGGUUAAUUUUUAGGAUAAAACACUCUGUGUUAUCACCAGAUCGUAUUUCAUUUAACUACAACAACAAACCAUCAUGAUGAGCAGAGCCAGGCCUGGAGUCAACAGGUCAGAGGUCUUCAGAGGAGUCGAAUAUUCAUUAAUGCAGAAAUUACCGCAGGAAAACCUUGGUCACAUGACUCCAGCUGUCCGGCGGUCCUGACUGCAGAAAAUAAGAGACAGACCAGCCACGGAUCUGGUGGAAGUCCGGAGUUAGACACCACGUCCGUUCUCGUGUGCGGUUCGUUUGAGAGGCUGUUGCUGGAGACUUUGUUCUGGUUUGUCUUUGUCAACCUCAGUGUGACAUUAUGUAAAUACAGCCCACAGCUCUAGAGUCGCCGCUCUGUUACAGCCUUACACUUCCUGUUUAUCACCUGGGAUUUGUUCCUCUGCUGCCUCUUUACCGUACUGAGUCUAUGGGUCAGACAUUUUUAUUCGCCAACAGGUUACGCUUACAAUUGUUGGAACAAAUUUAUUUUGUUACCUGAGCAGUCACGCUUUCAUCUUCCUGACACAGAGACUGCUGCAGAGAAUCAUAACCUCCAUUAGAUAUUUACCUUCCAAUAAACUGUAGAGGGAUUCUGAUCAGCUGCUUGUGACCACAUGAUGUCGGUAAAGACUUCAAUCUGAGUGCUCUUACAGGAAACCAAUGUCCAUUUCAAACAUGCAGAAAGAAACCAGGGAUGCUUUGUUGCUGACAGAUUAAAUUCAACAUGUUAUUUUAUUCUUUGAGACUCCAAAUGAGCUCAUUGUGUCCAUCAAUAAACCUUUAAAUCUAUAAAUGAACCUGUCAAUGAACCACACAACAUUUAUUAAUUACUUAAGAAUGUGUGAUAAUGUAUGAACGAUGCGUUGGUAAUGCUUUAAUAUUCCUUAAUGUGCACUUAUCAGUUGUUUGAUGAUACGUCUUAUAUACUAAAUUUUACGGACUAAUCUCUGCACAUCAUUACAGAAUCACCUAUCGUUAAAACUGACCAAUCACGUAUGAGGUGACGGUAAUAAGAUGUUAGAACACAGUGGAUGUAGAGACCAUAAUUUAGUCCUUUUCCACGUGUGCUGGCUCCAAUAGAAACUUGAAAUUAGUUUUACCCUACAGACUGUGAUCAGAUAGUGAAUUUUUUUCUUUUCCAGAAUUUUAAGAUUGAAGUCAGAAUUCUGAGAAAACAGUCUAGAGUUUGACCUCAGUAAAACUCUGGGACAAUUUCACACCAUACCUCACAAGAAAAAUAUAUAUAUAUAUUCUCAUCCUCCGAUUUUCAACUUUCUUCUUACCCCAAAUUUUUACAGGGAGCAUAUGUGCUGCGAUCUCCGUCCCUAAUCUGUACUGUGCCCGGCCUCUGUCAAAAAUAUACUUAACCUGUAUCUUGAGCAGAGCGGCAUGAGGGGGCACGCUCCCGAGACGGAGCUGAGACAUGCCGUGGCGUUGUAUAAAUUAUGGGUCAGAGUUUUGAGAAUUUUCUUAGAAUUCAGACUUUUUCCUUAGAAAUCUUGCUGAAAUCCUAGGAUUUUGUCUUUCCCUAAAAAGUCUUAAAAAAACAAACUUCUGUUAAUUCAAUAAUUACACUUUUAUUUGGCGGAAACCCAAAUUAUUAAUCUUAAAAUUCUUAUGAUAAUAGUCCAAACUCAGACUUAUUUUCCUAGAAGUCUGAUUCAAAAAUCAGAAUUCAGACCCUUUUCAUCAACAUCAAAUUUUUGUCUCAGUUUUCUGAUUCAAAAAUAGUGAUGUUCUCAGAUUAAAGUCAAAAUUAUGUUUUGUUUUUUUUAUUAUUAUAAUUAAGGUUGUAGCAUUGAUAUUUUUCCCCCUCCAGUUUGAAUCAGAUCUCCUCAGUUGUCCCAAUGAGCCUUGUGUUGAUUUCAAACUAUAAAAAUGAAGUCUUUUUUUCAAACGAACCCAUGAAACAUCCUCUGGUUCCAUCUCAUUAGACCAUAGAAGGUAUUAUGAUUUCAGAUCUGAAGUAGUGCUCCCUCUGCUGAAGAAAUUCCAUGCUGCUUUUUAGAGCUCCCUUAUGUUAAAGCUCAGAGGUUACUUUGUUCCUCGUUAUGAUUUCAGAAUAAUUUGAGAGAUAUUUUUAUGGACCGACACCUCUGUGUGUCAGACCGACUGAAUAUUUUUGUAUGUUCCCUUCUCCUCCUUUUAUGCACGGCGGUGCAUCAUUGCUGUCCGUAACAUUUGCACGAGUUCACUCCUUACAUUUCUACAGCGGAUGAUUUUUUUUGUGACAGAAUGGAUUUGGCUUUGUAUAAACUCAGUGUUCUCUUAAAUAAAAUAUAUGCUGUGUUUGAA